Molecule: messenger RNA, 1752 nt
Organism: Eutrema salsugineum
Lineage: Eukaryota; Viridiplantae; Streptophyta; Magnoliopsida; Brassicales; Brassicaceae
Product: post-GPI attachment to proteins factor 3
Exons: 5
Coding region: 338-1369 (343 amino acids)
Biological process (GO): GPI anchor biosynthetic process
Cellular component (GO): endoplasmic reticulum membrane
Molecular function (GO): hydrolase activity, acting on ester bonds
Source: RefSeq, a predicted model, not a curated record
CCUCCUCCUCCUUCUCUUUCACGCUCUCACGGGAUUUCUCUCUCUCUAAUUUGUGCCACAGCUGAGAUCUCUCUCUCUCUCUCUCUCUCUCUCUCUCUAUGCAUCCACCUGUCUCCGCGAUUUGAUGGACAAGAAGAAGCUGCCACACCGAAGCCUAUUCAAUUUCUCCGAUCAUCCACCGACUUAUUAACUCUUUGUAUAACCUCUACAAUAUCUCCUAACCGAGAAGAAGCACUUCUCUUUGCUUCUCCUUUCUUCUUUCUUCGCCUUUUUCUACUCUUUCUCUCUCUCUCUCUCUGUCUCUCUGUCUUACUUUUUUCUUCUGUUUGGUAAUCGGAUGGCGCGAAAUCUGCGAUGGGUUCUGCUUAUUGUUGCGGUCUCAUAUCUUGUCUCUUCACUUGAAGCGAGUGAAGGAGACGCUGAUCCUCUUUACAAGUCAUGUGUUGAUCAGUGUCAGAAAACUGGAUGCGUGGGGGAUAAUUGCUUCCAGCACUGUAAAUUUUCAGCUGAUGGAAAAGCCAUUGACGGUCCUUGGUACAUGCAAGAGCCACUUUACCUGCGAUGGAAACAAUGGGAUUGCCAAAGUGAUUGCCAGUACGAGUGCAUGAUGACUAGAGAAGAAGAGAGAAGAAGAAACGGAGAAAAACCUACCAAGUAUUUCGGUAAAUGGCCACUCAAACAUGUCUAUGGAAUUCAGGAACCUGUCUCUGUUGCUUUCUCUGCUCUCGACCUUGCCAUACAGUUUCAUGGAUGGGUCUCAUAUUUCAUCCUCGUUUACUAUAACUUGCCUCUCCAGCCAAACCGGAAAACUUACUACGAGUACAACGGAUUAUUGCAUAUCUAUGCCACCAUUGUAAUGAAUUCACUCUUCUGGAGUGGUGUCUGUCACAGCAGAGAUGUUGAAUUGACAGAGAGGCUAGAUUACUCCUCAGCUACACUAUUAGCCGGAUAUUCCCUUAUUCUAGCAAUAUUCAGGUCUUUCAGUAUACACGACCAGUCUGCCAAAAUCAUGGUUACUGUACCUAUUCUUGCAGUUGUGGCAACUCAUAUUCUCUACCUCAAUUUCUACAACCUCGAUGAAGGGCUUCACCGGAAAGUUAUAUUCGGAAUAGGAGCAGUAGAGAUAGUGGUGUGGGGAUUAUGGGCGGCUCUAACGUCGCAUCCAUCGAAGUGGAAGCUAAGAGCUUUCUUUGUCUCGAGCAUAUUCAUAAUGUGUAUUAGAAUGCUUGAUUUCCCUCCGUACAAAGGCUACGUCGAUGCUCACGCUCUUUGGCGAGCUGCAGGGAUCCCUCUCUCUUACCUUUGGUGGAGUUUUGUCCGUGAUGACGCGGUUUUCAGAACCACCGUUCAUCUCAAGAAAUCAAAGUGAUGAAAAUGGUUCAAAAGUCUUUAUCUUUCUCUCUCUUUUUUCCGGCGAGUUUCUUUCUCCGGUGUUCAGAAAAGUUGCUUUUUUUAGGUGUGUUUUCGCAGAAGAAGCAAUGUUUUGCUCUUCUGUGCUGAAUCUUGUUAGCGUUUUCGGGUCUUUCCUCUCUUUCUCUUUUUGUGUUAUUUUUUUUGUUUGUUUGUUUUGAUUUUUUUUUUUUCUCUCAAGGCUCGUCGGCCGGAGAGUUUUACCGUCGGGGAGGAAUUGACCUUUUAGGAUCACCAGUUUGUUGCUUUUGUACAAUUUAUGAUGAUGACUCAUAAAAAGAUCCUUUUUCAUUUUUCUCAAUGUAAAAAAAAUAUGUUCUAUUUAUCUGUUUGCUUUCCCUU